UUCUACAGAUCGUAAAAAUACGACUUUCAUUUGAAUGUAUUUAUAAUUGGUCGACAGCUGAAUAGUUGAGUUUGCUUUACUGCGUCAACUGAGUCAGACGUCAGAUAAAAAAGUGAGGCGAGAGGGAGAAAGUCUUUCUAACCAAAUUGGAACAAAUUUAUUAUUUUUUUUGUUAAAAAAAUUAACUGAAGUACUGUUUUUGUACUAACUGAAUACGUAUCGCUUAUAGGAAAUGUGUCUUGCCAGAAAUGAUGUCUAGUGGAGCAAUAAAUGAUAAUUGGGAAACAUAUUUUUAGUUGGGUUUCCCCGAAUUUCAAGUUUCUUGUUGGGUGAUUUUUCGAUACGUUUUCUGUCAUUUUGUAUUACCCAAAAUGAGUGAUUUCACUCCCAGGAACUAUCAAGUGGAAUUGAUGAAAAUAGGUAUAGAUAAAAAUACCAUAAUAUUCUUACCCACAGGAUCAGGAAAGACAUUCAUAGCCCUUAUGAUUUUAAAACAGAUGAGCCAGAGCCUUUUGAAACCUUAUUCUGAAGGAGGAAAGAUCUCCAUAAUUUUGGUCAACACAGUGGCAUUAGUAGACCAACAUGCCGGAUAUAUUCUUCAGCACACCCAUUUCUCUGUGGGACGAUAUACAGGUGAAAUGAAUGUCGAUGCUUGGAGGAAAGAUAGGUGGAAUGAUGAAUUUGAUAAUAACCAAGUAUUGAUAAUGACCAGUCAAAUUUUGGUCAACUUAAACAAUCAAAACUUUAUUGAUCUCAAUAGAGUAAAUCUUUUGAUCUUCGACGAAUGUCACAGAGGGGUCAAUGACCAUUCAAUGCGCCAACUUAUGAAAUCUUUUGGAACCCUGGUAGAACCUCCAAGGGUUUUAGGAUUAACCGCACCUCUGCUCAAUGGUAAUUGCAAACCUGACAAAGUAAUGGAUGGUGUUUUGGCACUGGAAACGACUUACCAUAGUAAAGUCGCUACAGUCGAUGGCUUAGCAGAUGUAGUAGGCUAUUCUACUAACCCCACCGAGGAAUUCAAAUUCUGCCAAGGGCAUACCUUGAGGUAUCCCGAAUAUGUAGCAGUAGAUACUCUGAAGAGGACGAUAGCUGUGUUGAAAGUCAUUCGAAUUGAAUGCUUUCAGAACAACAUCUUGGGCUUGAAGCCCUUGGAUCCAGGGGAUACAUACAAAAGACUCUGGAAUUUACUAGAAGACGUCAUAGUGCACAUCCAGAUCAUGGGGACUUACGGAGGGGUCAAGGCCGCUGUAUCUCACUUGAUACAGAUUGAACGGCUGAAACAGCACUGCGACGAUGACAAAUUCAUGGAUAUCCUCAACACUGUUCAAACCUCGCUCUCUUUCAUCAAACAGUUUCUGGAGGACAGCAUGAAGGGUCACGACGAGAAGAGUCGCAUUUACAAUUUCUCCUCGCACAAAAUUCUAACACUUCUGGAAAUCCUGAGAGAAUUCAGGACCAAAUCGCAAGAGGAACUGUGCGCGAUCAUUUUCACUGAAAGACGCUUCGCAGCUAAAGUGAUUUUCUUCAUACUGGACGCGUUAAGCAAGUGCGACCCGGAAUUCAAACACAUGAAGACAAAUUUCAUUGUGGGCUUCAACAAUAACCCUUACAACGACACCAGGGAAUCCAUGUUUCAAUCGAAGAAGAACAAGGAGGUUCUGAACAGUUUUACCAACAAGGAAAUUAACGUUCUGGUGGCUUCCGACGUUUUGGAAGAAGGGGUCGACAUUCCCCGAUGCACUUUGGUGGUGAAGUACGAUAAACCCAAAGAUUACAGGUCUUACAUUCAGUCGAAGGGUAGAGCAAGGCACAAGGCCAGCAUUUAUUAUAUGAUAGUGGAGGAAGAAGAGAUCACCAAAUACUCUGCCAAGUACAAGGACUUUCAGUUGGUAGAAGAAACUUUGAAUAAUUAUUUGAUUGGUAAAAAUACAGAGAGGCAAGAACCAGACAAGGACGAGAUUGAAAAAAUGUACCAAGAAGACGAACUGCCACCUUAUUAUGUGAACGGACCUGGAUCUGCUCAAGUCAACAUGUUGUCGGCUAUUCCAUUAUUAUGUCAGUACUGCAGUUGUCUUCCUUCCGACAUUUAUACAGAAUACGCACCUGAUUGGUAUAUUAAAACAUCUAGCGAUCACACGGAAACGAAAAUGUACAGUGUUGUCAUUAUGUUGCCGACCAUAUGUCCAAUUGUAGAUGUGAUCGAGGGCCCGAGUUUGAGGUCCGCAAAGAACGCAAAAAGAGCGGCUGCAUUAAAAGCUUGCAUACUGCUCCACAAAGCUGGUGAAUUGGACGACCAUCUUCAGCCUCGCAAACAAGUAGUCAAAGAUGAAGACGUCGGUUUUCUGUUCAAACAUUAUCCGGCGAUCAAAGAAACAAAUGCGGGGGUCACCAAAACUAGGAGGUUGCAUAAGAAACAGAUUUCGAAAUUUGCCCAAGGCCAAAUAAAACCGUAUAAUGAACAUUUUCUUCACGUGAUAGAACUAGAACCGAAUUUUCAAGUCAACACCGAAGACAUAAAUUACAAAACAAUCUACGACGUGUACACAUCUCCGCUAUGUUACGGAAUCAUAACCCCAAAUCCGUUACCGACUUUGUGCAGUUUCCCGAUCUACGUUACCAUGGGAACGAUAAACGUUACUUUGAAGGUGAACGCAUACACCGUGACCUUGACGCAAGAAGAAAUCGAUGUCAUCAAAAAGUUUCACUUCCAAGUGUACGACGAUAUCUUGAAGAUAGUCCAAUCGUUUUUGAUAUUCGAUAACUCUGUAAACGCCGAAAUGCUGCUGCUAGUCGCUGUCGAUAAAAUCAAGGGAGGAAUCGAUUUCGAUGCUAUGACCCUGCACGGGGAAGUGAAGCUAGACAACGAAUUGACCACCACGGAAAAACAAGAACUGGAGGUCAAUCAAGAGACUUACCUGCGGAAGAUAAUUUGUCCCUGGUAUAGAGCGGACUCGCCGGUUUACAUAGUAACCGAGGUUUGCCUCAACAGAGACGCCUAUUACGACUUCCCGAACGAGACAUACGGCAGCUUCAAGGAAUAUUUCGAGGAGAAGCACAAGAUACGGAUAGUGAACCCCACGUUGCCGCUGCUCUACGUGAAGGGACUCACGAAACGCAUCAAUUUCAUUAAGCCUGUCGGCAAGGAGGCUAAGAAGAAGCGCGAAAGGAGCUACGAGGAGAUGACGGAGUAUCUGCUGCCGGAGCUAGUCGUCAAGCAGGACUUUCCCUCCGCUCUGUGGAUACAAGCCAACUUGCUUCCGACCAUCGUGUCCAGGAUCAGCUACAUGCUACAGAUAGAGGAACUCCGGUGCAAAAUCGCGCAGGAAGCCGGACUGGGACGAAAACUUGUACCCACCAAGAAGCCCCUGGAACUGGACAAUUACGUGCUCGACUACGUUCCGUUCAUGGAAGAAGAACAAAAAGACGACGUACUCAUCGAAGCGAAUCAAUUGUUUAUGAAUAUACCGACGCUUCAGAUCAAUACGGAUUUCACGAAAAAGAUGCUGGAGGCGCAGUAUCCGUGGAAGGACGAAGAAGAACCGAAAGAUUUAGAACGAGACAUCACCGCGACCGUGAUGGACGUUGCCUACUACGAGACUUUCAUAAAUAAGGGGAGGGGUAGUUCUCCGGUGAAAAUGAACGGGGUGUCGUCGUCGCCUAUUCGAGAGCAGCAGCUGGCCUUGACGUUCCAACAGGACUACUUAGAGAAAAGUUUGGAGAUUCUCGACCGACCGUCCACCAUCGACGGUCCAGAGCUGCGCGACCUCUACAGGGCGUUGACGACCGCCAAAGCGAAUGACAUCGUCAACUUGGAGCGGCUCGAAACUCUCGGCGACUCUUUUCUGAAAUAUCUCUCCUCCGUUUACAUUCUGAUGCGUUUCCCUCAGUACAACGAAGGACGCGCGACGAGCCUCAAGGGCAAGAUGGUGAGCAACGAGAGUCUGUUCUAUCUCGCGAUCAAGAAGAACCUCGGAGGGAUAAUGAAGUACAACGAGCUCUCGCCGAGGAAUAACUGGCUGCCGCCCGCGUUCACGAUUCCCCGCGAGAUGGCGAGACGAAUCGAAGACAAGGAGCUUUCGGUGCACUCGCUGUUCGGUUUGAGCAUCAAGUAUGAGGAGCAGAUCGCCGGCGAGGUGGAUGAGGAGACGUUGGAGUAUAUACUCCAAGAAGAUAACCCGCCCGAGGACAACGAGGAGAAUUCGUAUCACACCAUGAGCUCGUAUCUGAAGUGCCAGUACAUUGGAGAUAAGCAAGUAGCGGACGUGGUCGAAUCACUGCUCGGAGCGUUUUUGCAGUCCAAUGGGCUUUCGGGAGGUAUUAAAUUCAUCGAGUGGAUGGGAAUAAUUCCCCAUUCAGAAAACGUUCAGAAUUUAUUGAACCGUCCGUCCCCAGACCCCGUACUGAACGUAAAGGGAAGCAAGAAAAAAAUCGAAUACCACCUACCCCAAGCCGAAGUUAUCGAGAAGAUUUUAGGUUACAAAUUCCAGAACCGUGCCUUCCUGCUGCAAGCUCUCACUCAUCCGUCGUACACUCCGAACAGGCUGACGCUUUCUUACGAAAAGCUGGAAUUCAUAGGAGACGCCGUCUUGGAUUUCCUCAUCACCUGCCACAUAUACGAGUCGUGCGGUAACUUGGAUCCCGGCGAAUUGACUGAUUUGAGAUCGGCCUUAGUGAACAACAACACAUUCGCCAGCCUUGUGGUCAGGCACGGCCUGCACAAGUUCCUGCUGAUGAUCAAUUCGAAGCUGCAGGUGCUCGUAGAUAAGUUCGCCAAUAUGAUGGAGAGGAAGAACCACGUGAUCGAUGACGAGGUGAUGAUACUGCUAGAAGAGGGCGAGAACAACUUGGCUGAAUCUGUGGAUGUUCCCAAGAUACUCGGUGAUAUCUUCGAGGCCUUAGCCGGCGCCAUAUACCUUGACAGCAAUAAAAAUUUGAAGACUGUUUGGAGGGUUUUCUAUAAGAUAAUGUGGAAGGAAAUCAACCUUUUCAGUGCAAACGUCCCUAAAAACGUUGUGAGGAGGCUCUUUGAAUGGACCGGCGCUCAUCCUAAAUUUGGACAACUGGUGCCUGUGAACAAGAAGAAAUGCGUCGUUCCUCUUUGUUUCAUGCUGAACGGAACACCGAAAUACGUCCACGGAUUCGGUAGCAACAAACAAAUGGCGAAGAAGGCUGCUGCUAAAUUGGCACUGCGUCUCCUCGCCAUUUCAAAAUGAUUGUAAGACUGAAGCAACUUUUUUACGAGCUGUAUAUGAUUGCUCGUUUAGAAAAGUCUAAUCUUAGACGUGUUUAGUUCUCUUUUGUUUUGUUCUUCUCAGACAGUUGCGUUUUGUGACUUCCAGUAUAGGACGUGUUCCGUGAAACGUUGGUUUUCUAUGAAGGGGUGGGGGCAGAUAUUGACAGGCGAUGUUGCCGGUUGUUCACUUAUUUCGGAAUAUACCCGGAAAAACGUGAUUUUCCCAGAUUAAGUAGGGUUUGUUUGGUUGUACAAAUUGAGAUCGAACGUCGAUGUAUGAUUUAUAUUGAUCUUUCAAAUAAUAUUGAUGAUGACAUAUUUUUAAUUGGUUUAACGAACCAAAUUGGGGUUAGAAUUUUCUUUGUUGCUUGCUUGUUGGAGGGUGGCAUAUUUUUAGUGAGCACUUCCCAAUAAUAAUGAUGAUCAUACGAAAUUAUUUCACUUUAUUGUUAUUAUCCAAGUGUUAUUAACAGUUAUAAAUAUUAACAAUAUAUGCGUACUCAAAAUACAGCUUGUCAAAUCUAGAAAGAGAUUUGAGGAAACUCUCUCUCUCUCUCUCAUAUUCUUCUAAUGAACGCACAUCUAGUAGGCGGGAGCGUAACGGAAUUUAGAAAGCUCUUCCUACAUUUGGCAAGCUGAAUUUUUAACGUAA
Leptinotarsa decemlineata (Colorado potato beetle) is the source of this 5885-nucleotide messenger RNA. It is a transcript of the gene Dcr-2, whose product is annotated as Dicer-2. NCBI's taxonomy places the organism in Eukaryota, Metazoa, Arthropoda, Insecta, Coleoptera, Chrysomelidae. Gene Ontology annotation, cellular component: nucleus; cytoplasm; RISC-loading complex. Gene Ontology annotation, molecular function: ATP binding; DNA binding; RNA binding. The record is from RefSeq and is a predicted model, not a curated record. Gene Ontology annotation, biological process: apoptotic DNA fragmentation; siRNA processing; rRNA processing.